Molecule: messenger RNA, 2671 nt
Organism: Moneuplotes crassus
Lineage: Eukaryota; Ciliophora; Spirotrichea; Euplotida; Euplotidae
Source: the annotation of a GenBank genome assembly
AUGGGAAUAUUCAGGUCAGAAGAUAUGGAUCUCUACGAGAUUCACAUCCCUAAAGAUGCUGCAUGGGAAGUGAUGAAUAGACUUGGUGACAUAGGAAUCAUGCACUUCAUCAAUCUUAACAAAGAUGAACAAGUAUUCAACCUCACAUACGCUCCAUUUAUCAAAAGAUGUGAAGAGACUGAUAAGAGAAUUACACUCAUUGAGCAAGAGUGUAAAAGACAUCAUGUUUCAAUUGUCAAGCCCAAAAGUGUCCAGGAGUUUCUCUGGAGCAUUAAUAAUCUCCAAGAGAGUAAUAAAUCAGGCGAGCUCUUCUUUGAGUCUAUCGAGCAGGAUAUUUGAGAGAAGGAACAGUUCGUGAAGGAUCAGACUAAGAAAAGCAAGGAAAUUCACAAUAGCUUAACUCUUCUUAUUGAAUACAAAACUGUUCUUCAGAAGACGCAACAGAUUCUCCAAUUCAAUGCUAGAGAGAUGAUUGCUGCAGAUGGAUCAUUGAAUGAUCGUCACAGAGCAGAUGCUCCACUAAUGCAGGAUGGCCCUGGUAUCGCAGUCGGACACAUUGCUGGAACUAUAUGUAAGGAGGAGGAAUACAGAUUCAAAAAGUUAAUCUUUAGAGCCACCAGAGGCAAUGCUCUGACUUAUUUCGAAGAUUUUGAUAAUCCCAUCAAAGAUUAUGAUGGCAAAGAAAUUCAAAAGUCCGUUUAUGUUGUAAUUUUCCAAGAAGGAGAUACAAUCAAAGAGAAGAUCGUCAAGAUCUGAGACUCUUUCCUCGGGGAGAUAUUCGAUAUUCCUACAGGAGGGAUUCAAGAGAAGAUCGAUGAGAUCAACCACAAGAUUAAUGAUACUCAAAACGUGAUUGGAGCGUCUAAUGAAGAAAUUAGAAACUACCUUAUCGAAAUUAACAAAAUGAACAAUACUGUAUCUUCUACAAUUCAGCUAUACAAGUGGUUUAUCGUAAAAGAGAAGGCAUUAUACAACAAUCUAAAUAAACUAAAGAUGGGAUCGAAUCUUCUAGUUGGACUCUUCUGGUGAGCUACUUCACAAAAGCAGCAAGUUUCAGAUAAGGUCAGCCAGAUUUCUCAGAAUCGGAAUAUAAGUAGUCCUCAAAUUGCGAUCAGAGAAGAACAUGGGCUUGUCCCACCAACCUACGUAAAGACCAAUGAGUUUACUUUCAUUUUUCAAAAGAUCGUGGACACUUAUGGGGUGCCUGAUUAUAAAGAAGUAAAUCCAGCUAUGUUCACAAUAGUGACUUUUCCCUUCCUUUUCGGAGUGAUGUACGGCGAUAUGUUUCAUGGAUUCCUGCUCCUCUUAUUCGGAGCAUUUCUCACUCUCUUUGACAGCAAGCUUAAAGAUACAGCAUUAGAAAGUCUUUCAAUAGCUCGAUAUAUCCUUUUAAUGAUGGGAUUUUUUGCAUUUUUCUGAGGAGUUUGUUAUAAUGACUUUGCAUCCAUCCCCUUGUGGGGAGGCACCUGCUUUGCAGAGCGAACAGACAAUCAGCAAAGCCACUCAGGCCUUACAGAAACCGAAACUACAAUCUGGGACCAUAAGGAAGAUUGAGUAUACCCUGUUGGAAUUGAUCCGAUCUGGUACAUUUCGGAGAAUGAUCUCACCUUCAUAAAUACCAUGAAAAUGAAGAUGGCUGUAAUUUUUGGAGUAACCCAUAUGUCCUUAGGAAUCACAAUGAAAGCUUUCAAUGCUUUCCACUUCAGGAAAUAUCUAGACUUCUUCUUCGAAUUCAUACCCCAGAUCACUCUUUUAUGGAGUCUUUUCGGCUGGAUGAACAUUUUAAUCAUCAUCAAAUGGCUAACUCCUUGGUAUAUUAUCAGAUAUGAAAAAGGUGAAGUGAUUCCAGACAAAAAUGUUGAGAAAGCUCCAGGAAUAAUAUCUGUUAUGAUUAGCAUGUUUCUGAAAUUCGGCGAAACAGAUACAGAGGUGAACGUAGCCUUAGCAGGCUCUGCAGACACCCAGCAAGCUAUUAUGAUCACGUUUUUGGUGAUAGCACUUAUUUGUAUCCCAAUGAUGCUGUGAGUUAAGCCUUUUGUAUUGAGAUGUCAGAUGAAAUCACAUCACAAUCAUCAACAAUCUUUUCAAGGGAGAGGAAGCCAACGCUUCCAAAGGCUUGAUGAAGAAGAAGAUGAUGUUUCAGAUAAUGGGAUUAACCAACAUGAGACUAAUCGACCUGCCUCGAAUCUUAAGAAUGACGAAAUCGAUAUUGAAAAAAUAAUUCUGAAGGAAACCAAAGAUGAUGAGGGUCAUGACUUUGGGGAAAUAUUUAUCCAUCAACUCAUUGAAACAAUAGAAUUCGUUCUUGGAACAGUGUCUAAUACUGCUUCUUACCUCAGACUCUGGGCUCUAUCUUUAGCUCAUAGCCAGCUUGCCCUUGUCUUUUUCGAGCAAUUGCUUAAAAAAUUUGGUUUAGCUCAGGAAGAAAUAUUUAACCAAACGGUUGGACUUUUCUUUUUGUUUCCUGGAUGGGCCACGAUGACUCUUUUCGUCCUUCUACUUAUGGAUGCAAUGGAAUGCUUCCUUCACACAUUAAGACUGCACUGGGUGGAAUUUCAAAAUAAGUUUUACAAAGGAAACGGAUACUUAUUUACUCCUUUUAACUAUCAUCCAGCCUUGGAAGAAGAAAAGAAGAGAAAAAUAUAGGAACUACAUUUUACAAAGCUUGCCU